AUGAAGACUCUUGGAGACAUGGGAAUAUUAGUCACACCACACACAAGUUUGAACUCAUCACAUGGUGUGAUAUAUCAGUUCUAUUUGAUGUCUGAAGACGAGUCAGACAUUCAGAUUGGCCUGUUGGACCAAGCUGUCACUUCUGUCCAACGCAUUUCAAUCUGCCGAGAUGGCAAGUUGAUACCCACAAAACAUCUAAUUCUCACAUUCGACAACCCAACAUUACCAUCCUUUGUUACAGCAGGAUACCUGCGCUGCCAAACCACCUGCCGAGGCAAAAGCUUAUGUGCACAGUGUGGAACUGAAGGUCACGACAGUACUGUAGGUAAAAGUACUCCACACUGUGUGAACUGUAAAGAUGCCCAUCCUGCCUAUUCCCAGAAAUGCCCUGCAUGGCAAAGAGAAAAGGAGAUUCAACGGGUGAAAACUGUGAAAAACGUAUCAUAUCCAGAAGCCCAUCGCAUGGUGACUCCAGGCAGAGAAAGCUGUGAAACAGCCUGUCCACCACACUGGAAACUUGAAACGGCAGAUUGGCCUGCAUUCUCCACUUUGGCUGACAUUACUGAGGAAAUGGUCAAUACUGCAGAUAUCAAUGAUGCAGUUGAGGUUGUCACUUCCAGUAUCAUUCAGGCAGCUGAAAAAACAAUGGGGAAAACAUCAACUGGAUAUCCAAAGCAUCCGAAACCAUGGUGGAACCAGAAUUGCGAGGCAGCAUUAAAAACACAAAAGAAAGCAUGGGAGAUUUUCAGAAGGUACCCCAUUGCUGAUAAUUUGGUUGCUUUUCAAAAAGCAAAGGCAAAUGCCAGAAGAAUAAGGAGGCAAAGCAAAAGGGAUUCUUGGAGGAAGUAUGUUUCUAGUAUAACAUCUUCCACCAGCUCAAAAGCAGUCUGAGAUAAAAUACAUAAAAUUAAUGGGAAAUAUGCUUCUCACUCUCUGUUCAUGCUGGAAAAUAAUGGCACAAUAAUCAGCGACAUACAGGGUAUUGCUGAUUUAUUGGGUAAAACAUUUUCUACUUCAUCCAGCAAUAUUAUGUAUUCAAGAAAUUUUUAGGCUUAUAAAGCCCAAAGUGAAAAACAAUAUUUAAACUUUCAUUCCUCAUAUAAUGAGGAAUAUAAUGUGCCAUUCACUAGCAUAGAACUACAUACAGCAAUCUCUCGCUUGGGGAAUAGUGCUGCCGGCCCGGAUAAAAUCCACUACAGCAUGAUUAAAAAUCUGUCAAACAAUUCCCUUUGUAAUCUUCUAAAUCUGUUUAACAGAAUAUGGACAGAACAUACUUUUCCUGACUCUUGGAGGCUUUCUAUCAUUAUUCCCAUUCCGAAGCUUGGUAGACCACAAGAUCCCUCUAAUUACAGACCAAUCUCUCUGACAAGUUGCCUGUGUAAAUUCUUUGAGAGGAUGGUAAACAGACGUCUGAUGUAUCUCUUAGAGAAAAAUGAAUACUUUUCACCACAUCAGAGUGGUUUUCGUAGGAACAGAAGUACCACUGACAAUUUAGUAAACCUUGAAACAUCUAUUCGCGAAGUGUUUGUUAGACGACAGCACCUAGUGUCUGUAUUUUUUGAUAUAGAGAAGGCCUAUGAUAGCUGUUGGCGAUACAGGAUACUCCGUGAUCUCUACGAAUUUGGGUUGUGGGGUAAUUUGCCAAUUUUUAUAAAAUACUUUCUACAGAAUCGAAGAUUCUAUGUCAGGAUGGGCAACACCUUAUCUAGGCUCUUCACCCAAGAAGAAGGUGUCCCUCAAGGCUCUAUGUUGAGUGUGACUCUGUUCCUAAUUAAAAUUAAUAGCAUAGCUAACUGUCUUCCCCCUAGUGUGAAACACUCUUUGUAUGUGGACGACUUUCAGAUCUCCUGCCAGUCUAGUAACAUGAGUUUCAUUGAGAGACAACUGCAAACCUCUUUAAAUCGCAUAGAAAAUUGGUCCAAGACCAAUGCUCUUAGUUUUAACACGGAGAAGACCUCGUGCAUCUACUUUUGCCAAAGGCGUGGUUUGCACUUUGAUCCCAAAAUUUACCUAAAUGGGGUCAAAAUCCCAGUGGUGAAGGAGGAAAAAUUUUUGGGUGUUUUGUUCGACCAUAAACUGACGUUAUUGCCACACUUGCGCAAUUUGAAGAGUAGAUGUUUAAUAUCUCUGAACCUUUUAAAGGUACUGUGCUGCUCAUCUUGGGGAGCAGACAAAUGUUCUAUGCGCAGGAUUUAUAGGGCCCUUGUCCGCUGUAAGCUGGACUAAGGAUGUGUUGUGUAUGGCUCUGCAAGGGAAUCUACUCUUCGGAUGCUGGAUCCAAUUCAUCAUCAAGCAUUACGUCUGUGCACUGGUACCUUCUGCACCUCUCCUGUCCAAAGUCUGUACGUGGAUGCUUAUGAGCCUCCACUAUCUCAUAGGAGAGAACAAUUGUCUCUUUUUUAUUAUAUAAAACAGAAAUCUCAUACUAAACCUUCAGUUGAAUUUACAGUAUCAGAUACUCAGCUGAAAAGGCUAUUUGAAGCUUGCCGAAGUUGUGUCCCUACAUUCAACAUAAGAAUGGAGAAUGUAAGCAGCACGAUUGACCUUAACACAAGCAACAUCUCACAGGUUGAGGUUAAUAGUAUUCCACCUUGGUCAACCCCAGUGAUAGAUGUUGAUUUAAGCUUAAAGCAGUUACCAAAAGAAACCACGCUAGACUAUGUCUAUAGACAGCACUUCGCAGAAAUUCAAUAUCGUGACAGGAAUUUAAUUCCUAUAUACACCGAUGGAUCUAAAUCGGAUAACUAUGUUGGCGUAGCCUUUGUUUGCCAGGAUGAAAUUGUGGCAAAACAAAUAGCACCAAAUUCUUCCAUCUUUUCUGCAGAGGAUGGUAAAUUAUCUCAACGAGGAAAAAAGGGAGAACCAGAUGAGGACUUAGACUCCUCAGAUACAGAAUGUGAGGAUACCUCCAAGUCUAGGAUUAUCCCUAAUGACGGAUUUUCCACCACACUGGAGGCUAUGCUACUAGCCGAAGCCAACGAGCAUCUCCAACAGAUCGUGCAAUUGCUUCCACAACCUAGCAAAUACAACCCAUCGGUACCGGACAAGAAAGAAGUCAAGGAGAGGGCUACCGCAAUGUUCGCUACCAUUAACAAACUGUAUGGUAGCUUAGUGGAGCUUAGGUCAUCUAAGACUGGCACAGUGGUGAAUCAACAACAAUGUCUGUGCCAACAGACGCAACCAAAGACGACACCACUAUACUCUGAAAUGGUUAAAUCAAGUGUCUUGGAUUGUUUAAUAGAAGAGUAUACUAAUAGAUUUUCUGAUUUUGACGAGCACACUCCUGCUAUGAAACUGGCAUUUGAACCACAUUUAAUAGAUAUAUCCGAGGCUCCUGCAGAACUACAAAUGGAGUUAAUUGAUUUAGGGGAAGAUAGUAUCAUCAAAUCCCUUUUUAACGCUAAAAAGGAUCCCAUAGAAAUCUGGAAAAAUGCUGUUGAAUAUCCAUGCCUUCGAGAACAUGCUCGCCGUUUACUUUCCUGCUUCGGAAUUUCCUGCUUGACAAUGAACGAAAAGAACGAUCGUCCAAACAGCGGGCGGAAGAAAGAAACGCCUACCGAAAACAAACUGACUCCCAUCGGUCGAUCUUUGUAUCAAACUAUCAACGAAGCCAUUAACGACUGCGGGAGAAUUGUGUUGAAAGAGAUUAAAAGAAAAUUAGUAAAAACCUCUAAGGAGAGCUCGAAGAAACCACGCCAGACUGCGUCUAUAGACAGCGCUUCGCAGAAAUUCAACAUUGUGGACAGGAAUUUAAUUCCUAUUUAUACUGAUGGAUUGAAAUCGAAUAACUAUGUUGGCUUAGCCUUUGUCUGCCAAAAUGAAAUUGUGGCAGAACAAAUAGCACCAAAUUCUUCCAUCUUUUCUGCGGAGUUGCAGGCUAUUUAUUUAGCCCUAAAAUACAUAAAUAGAAAAGGUCAUUGUUGCUGCGUGAUUUACACUGACUCAGUUAGUGCACUUCAGGCUUUGAUCUCGUAUGAACCUAGUUCUCACUCCAUAGUUUUUAAAAUUCAGGAACUAAUUUGUCAUCUUUUUGCAAGGAAUUUCUCUAUAAAAUUGUGUUGGGUCCCAGGCCAUGUAGGAAUAAGAGGAAAUGAAGAAGCUGAUGCAGCAGCAAAGUCAGCUAGUCCUUCACAGCAUGAAAUGCCUAUCGAAGGAAGUGAUUUGAGGCUAGUUGUUAAAAAACGACUAGCAGAGAGAUGGCAAAAUAUGUGGAAUGCACAAAUUCACAAUAAACUACACAAGAUCAAACCUUUGAUAGAAAAUUGGACACAUAAGAAAUUUUAUGACAGGAGAUCUGAGGUUGUCCUUACUCAUUUGAGAACUGGACACACUCGACUGACUCAUCAAUACCUUUUGAAGGGAGAUGACGAACCAGUAUGUCAGCACUGCAAGUGUACUGUAAGUGUGAAACACAUAUUUUGCAACUGUGUUGUUUUUGACCAGGGUUGUAGACAGCAUUUCAGAAAUGCAAGCUUUAGAGAGAUUUUGGGCCAGAGUCCAAAUCUGGACAAUAUAGUGGACUUUCUGAAAGUCAUUAAUAUGUAUAGAGAAAUUUGAUUAUUCAUUUAUUGUACAGUUUUAUUUACUUUGUG
Messenger RNA from Centruroides sculpturatus (bark scorpion), 4592 nucleotides. RefSeq lists its product as uncharacterized. NCBI's taxonomy places the organism in Eukaryota, Metazoa, Arthropoda, Arachnida, Scorpiones, Buthidae. The record is from RefSeq and is a predicted model, not a curated record. Gene Ontology annotation, molecular function: nucleic acid binding; RNA-DNA hybrid ribonuclease activity.